Molecule: messenger RNA, 1240 nt
Organism: Paramecium pentaurelia
Lineage: Eukaryota; Ciliophora; Oligohymenophorea; Peniculida; Parameciidae
Source: the annotation of a GenBank genome assembly
AUGGUAUGGAAUAAUGCAAUAUAUAAAAAAUCAUGGAGUAUAUCAAAACCUCAUUAUGCUGUUACAAUUAGAUUGAAUCUUACAUAUGGAGAUUAGUAUAAUGGAAAUUUUUAUUAUACAAUUUAAGGAAUAAAAUCAGUACCUCAUCCAAAACCAUCAUCUGGAGGAUAAAACUUUAUUGGUAAGAAUUUAAAUGAAAUAACAAAAUAUUUUGAAAUUUUCCAGAGUCCAUUCACAUCUUCUUCAUUAGAUAUUGAGUUUCAAUGCACAGAUACAACUGCAGAUCCAAGAGAUUAAUUUUGCGCAAUUUCUGAUUACUUUAUUGUAGUACACUAUGUAAAUAUUUUGAUUGUAUUUUAAGUGUCUCCCAUUUUGUUAAAUUUGCAAUGAUGGGGUCUCUUGUGUUAUUUGGGAAUCUGGACACACAAGUCAAAAUUGCAAUACUAAUUAGUUUCUAUAAUUUGAUUCUAAUUCAGAAACUUAUAGUUGUAUUACAUGUAACUAACCUGGAUGUUUAACUUGUAAAAAUUUGGAAGAAUGCACUUCUUGUGAUUUUUCAAAAGGGUUGAAUAAUGGUGUAUGUUUCUAAUGCAAUAAAUUCUGUGAAACUUGUAAAGGUAGUUUGAAAACAGAUUGUAUAACAUGUGUUUCAGAUUUUCAAAGAUUUAUAUUCAAUAAUUAAUGCUAAUGUUUACCAGGCUAUUAUGAUGAUGAUAUUAAUCUACCAUGUCAUCCUGUUUGUGGAGAUCUUUUAGUAGUUGAUGGAGAAGAUUGCGAUGAUGGUAAUAACAAUCCAUUUGAUGGAUGUCAUAAUUGUAAAUAUGGAUGUGAUGCUUUUUGUUAAGAAUGUAUAUAAGGGGUUUGCUAUUUAUGCUAAAAUGAUUUAUAAAUAAUCAAUAAUAAAUGUGUUGGAAUUUGUGGAGAUAAUAUAACAUCUCACGAUGAGUAAUGUGAUGACGGAAAUAUAAUUUCAUUUGAUGGUUGUUUUGAGUGUUAAUAUUAAUGUUAGGCCGAAUGCACAGAUUGCAAAUUUGGAUUAUGCUAUGAUUGUUCAAUUAAAGGAUGGUAAUUAUUUAAUAAUUAUUGUAUUCCUUAUAAGUUCAAAAAAUUUUAUUAUAUAAAAUAAACUAUUGCUAAAAUUGUAAAUAUGAGUAAAUAAAUGAAGAAUAAAAGUUUGAACAGAACUAUAAUAUUUUUAGGGAAGGUUAACUUACAAAUUCUCUAAAAGUAGAUAAGGUGA